AUAGGAUUUGAGUAUGAUUCUCUUGGUUUUCUCCACCACGUACCUAUCCAUUCUUUCAAUUUUUAUGGCCCCCGGAACCAAAACUAGGGAGACACAUUGCCAAGCUGCAAUAGUUAAUAGGACAGUGUGUGUGUGCAAUGUGCAUGUGUGACUGUGAGUGAGAGAGAGUUUGAAAAAAAAGUUUUAACUCUUUUUAUUUAUCCAUUUUACUAGCGUUAUAAAUUGAAGACUCCCCUUCAAUCUGCAUAGUACAAACGAGAAACAAACAUACAAACCCAAUUUUCAGAAAGAUGAAUAAUGCAUUGGCAUUAGGUACUUCAGAAAGCAGUAGCGGGUGUGAGUCUGGAUGGACUCUGUACCUGGACAAUGCUUCUUCUUCCUCUUCACGUUCACAUUCACAUAGAGAUUAUAGAGGUGGUGAUGGAGAUGAAUUUUAUGAUGGAGAGUACAAUCGCAAAGCCACAAACGAGGAGGAAGAUGAUGGUGAAAAGGACCUGUCCAUGGUUUCUGAUGCUUCUUCUGGGCCUCCACAUUUCUCACACCACAUUGAGCCUAAUAUUGCUCCAGAUCACACAGUAUCAAAACUGGCCAAGAGAAGUAAAAAGAGGCAGAAAGUUAAACAAACCCAACACCUUCUUCAAGAUCCUUCUUUUCUUGACGACACUGCUAGCUCUCCUCUCUUUGACAAUGACUUCUCCAUGAACAAUGUUACUGUGACCAACCAACAAACUUCCACAGAGAGUGUGCUAGAGCUAGAUUACUCACAAGGCUUCUCAGCAACUUAUUUUGAGGAGAGAUCUUCGUUGCAUCACCACUUUGGUUUUCUAAAACCAUCUCUGUCAGAAAAUCAAGUUCAUAACAACAACAGAUGGUAUGGGAUGAAAGAGAUGGGAAUGAUAUAAAGACCAGUUCUACUCUGCUAUUGAUUCAAUUUGUUGCCGUUCAAGUCAUAGAAGGUCAAUGGAAGGGCUGAGAAUCAUUGAAUGUGUAGGAGGAAUUUGAUCACAAAAGAGAUUCUGUUCCUUUGUUUUCUUUUUCUCUUCUCUUUUAGCUGUAAUUGAAUGCAAAACAACAAGAAAGGAAAAUUUAGAAAUAAACCUUUUUUUCCCUUUCAUUAUUUAAUUCUCUUGUCAAUGAACAGUGCACACUAGAUAGAUAAGUUAGGCAGGCUCUGUAUAAGCAUGCUCAAUCCUUGUUUUUGAUGAAGCCACAUGCUCAUUUGUAUCAGCAAAGCACCACUUGCAAGUUGCAACUUUUGACAAUCAAAUAAAUAAACUUAAUCAUCAA
Molecule: messenger RNA, 1287 nt
Organism: Lotus japonicus
Lineage: Eukaryota; Viridiplantae; Streptophyta; Magnoliopsida; Fabales; Fabaceae
Product: protein SOB FIVE-LIKE 5-like
Exons: 4
Coding region: 291-902 (203 amino acids)
Biological process (GO): cytokinin biosynthetic process
Source: RefSeq, a predicted model, not a curated record